Molecule: messenger RNA, 664 nt
Organism: Hibiscus syriacus
Lineage: Eukaryota; Viridiplantae; Streptophyta; Magnoliopsida; Malvales; Malvaceae
Exons: 2
Coding region: 12-557 (181 amino acids)
Source: RefSeq, a predicted model, not a curated record
GACGAGAAUCGAUGGAAGCUUUAUGGAGUUUGGAGGAGAAAUGGAAACUCACAACACAAGAAGCUGUGAUUGUCGUCGUUUGUGCUGCUUCCGCCAUCGUCGGGCUUUGCGCUGCCGCGUUUCUCAGAAAGAAGGCUCGGAAGAAGCCGGUGUCGGACCGAGACACGGUGUCGGAUUGUCCGACGAAUGCGAAAUGGUGUGAGCCGAGUUGUGGUUGGGUUUCGAAGAGAAUUUUGAUGGGAUCGGUGAUGUGGAGUGGGGCUAAACGGUGGCGGGAGAGGAGCUUCAGGUGGGAGGAGAGGCAGCCGCCGUUGCUUGGAUUGGAAGAGUACGAAGGUGGUGUGGGGUUGCGGAGCCAUAACUCGGAGUCGCCGGUGUGGCAACGGCCGAUACUUAUGGGGGAGAAAUGCGAGCUGCCGCGGUUUAGCGGAUUGAUUUUGUACGAUGAAAGAGGACAGUUGCUUGAUGAUUCCAUCGAGAGAAGUUCCGACCAGGGAGACGAUCACCAGGGGAAAUCCAUUGCAGUGGUGAGAACAACACUAAGGGACCUUCUCUAAUUUUUCUACUCAACUAGUCGUGACAAAGAAAAGUUUUUCCAGGGAUGUAAUUGAAGUUUUUUCUUUAUCAGUUUUGUACAAAUUAUUCUAUCAGGCCUCGAAUAUCG